Messenger RNA from Zingiber officinale, 1770 nucleotides. RefSeq lists its product as uncharacterized. The transcript is spliced from 2 exons. The coding region runs from base 681 to 1175 and encodes 164 amino acids. The record is from RefSeq and is a predicted model, not a curated record. Lineage: Eukaryota; Viridiplantae; Streptophyta; Magnoliopsida; Zingiberales; Zingiberaceae.
AAGGCGAUGAAGGCGAUGAUGGGGAAGCUCGACCCCAUCGGGACCGCUGGUUUACGCCGUUUUUGCUUUUCUCGCCGGCGCCUCCCGAUCUCACUCGCUCGGCCGCGAUGGUCUGAGAACUGCUGGAUCCGAUCGUCUCGUCGGUUGUUAUCUUCUUUGUGACUGAGAUUUUUUAUCGGCAGACUGGAACUUCUCCUUUUUUUUUUAAUGGGAUCUCUUAUCCCGGACGCUUCUUUUGCGAGUUUGUGGAGUUAAGGUCGGAAAAUAAUUCGAUUUUGUAGCAAUUCGACAAGAAAUUUUCUUUAUUGGACCAUUCGGUACAUCGUGGAUUCAUAGGUAUGCUCGUUUUGACCAGUAUUGAUUUUUUUUUUUUUUUUUUUGUGUGUGUGAUAUUUCUUUUCAAUUUGUUAUGAUAUUAGAGGGAUGUUGAAUGAAAAGAUGGUUUUUUUGGCUAAUUUUUCGUUGAACAAUCUUUUACCUGUGGUAGAACUAGGACGAAUUUAAUCUGUCAAGGAAAAGUUGCUCGUUUGACCAGUGGGUUGAUUUUUUUUUUUUUAAUUGUUUCAGCGGAUUCGAAAGGGAUAUUCUUAUCUCGAUCGCUUUCCUGUAUCGAGAUCGUUCUGAGAGCAAGUUUUGUGGGGCGAUUCCACCAAAUUUGGGCCUUUCCCCCUGUAACAUAGAUGUCUAUGGCUUUUAAACGUUUUUCUUUCUGGAUUUGGGGCGGGAAAGAUCAGGAAUCCCCCAAUUCACCACUCAACACUUCUGAUUUCCCCUCUGGAUCCAAGGAACUGGAUUGCUUGAGGUUUCCGCCAGUCAGUGGACCUAGGGCAAGGUCAAAUUCAAGAAGAGUUAAGAAAAGGUGGCAAAGCCGUGAAGAACGGCGGAUCGAUAAGGAGUAUGAUAUUGUUCUUGUGCCAUCAGAUGGUGGAUGCAUGUCAGGGUCGGAGUCUGAUGAUUCUGAUUGGUCUAUUGGGUGGUUGGAACCUCAUGGCCCUGAGUUUCAGAACGAUUCUGAAAUGGAGAACAGCUUCUCAGUCUUGGUACGGUGUUACGGACGUGGUUGCUCUGUGGAGGCAAAGAACUCCAGAUCUCAUGUCCUGGGAGCAAUCAAUUAUGUUGAGGAUGAUCUUUCUGAUGGCUACAAGCGUAUGGAAGAAUGGCUUUCUUCCCUUUGAAGGCGCCUGACUUUGUAAAUACUAUUACGCAGCUUGGCUUUGUGACUUCUUAGUAAAGACCAUAAACUCAGAAAAAGGGAAAACAAAAAACAAAAUUUCAGUUUGAAAGAAGUAGAAUCAUGAAGCAAUGGGUUUUCUUGGUGCAUAAAUUUCCUACUAGAGAACAUUUGCUUGGUGAUGAUGUUUUGGAAGGAAAUUGUUUCUUACCCCACAAAGAUGAUCAGAGAAGUUAAUUCAGACAAACAGCUUCAAACUUUUGAUAAGGUACAAUUCAUUUUACAUUGCGAUAGUUGAAAGUAGGAAUUGUCCGGUAACAGCUUUGCAACCUUGUGAAGCUUGAGAUUAUUUUGCAAGGGGGCUGGUGAAGUUAGGAAUUGUUUCAUUCUUUUAUCCCCUUAUUUUCUGCAUCCAGUUGAGGAUUUCGACCAUUGCAAAAUGUACAUAAAGCUUGUAAAUAUGACUUAAAACACCAAUGUGAAUACCUGCUAUCCUUUGCAAAUUUAGUUGUAAAUAGAAUAUGCUUUAGGAAGGCCAAGCUUCACCUCCCUGUAAGAUUGAAUUCUUAUUACUUCAAGGUUUCUUUUAUUGUCGAAUU